This is a messenger RNA of Hemicordylus capensis (graceful crag lizard), 4262 nucleotides long. RefSeq names its product transient receptor potential cation channel subfamily M member 1 (gene TRPM1). The transcript is spliced from 21 exons. Gene Ontology annotation, molecular function: calcium channel activity. Bases 113 to 2986 code for a protein of 957 amino acids. The record is from RefSeq and is a predicted model, not a curated record. Gene Ontology annotation, biological process: calcium ion transport into cytosol. Lineage: Eukaryota; Metazoa; Chordata; Lepidosauria; Squamata; Cordylidae. Gene Ontology annotation, cellular component: membrane.
GCAGGUGGAUACUCAGCCUGAGAAAUGGUCCGUCAGUAAACACACCCAGGCAUUCCCAACGGACGCCUAUGGAAAUCUCGAAUUCCAAGGCGGAGGGCAUACCAAUAAGUCCAUGUAUAUCCGAGUGUCAUACGAGGCCAAGCCAGACUCACUGCUCCACCUCAUGGUGAAAGAAUGGCAGCUGGAACUCCCCAAGCUCCUCAUAUCCGUCCACGGGGGACUCCAGAACUUUGAGCUGCAGCCCAAACUGAAGCAAGUGUUUGGCAAAGGACUCAUCAAGGCGGCCAUGACCACAGGCGCCUGGAUCUUCACUGGAGGAGUCAGCACAGGUGUCAUUCGCCAUGUAGGAGAUGCCUUGAAAGAUCAUUCUUCAAAGUCCAGAGGACGCAUCUGUGCCAUUGGAAUUGCUCCGUGGGGCAUUGUGGAAAACAAGGAGGAUUUGAUUGGGAAAGAUGUGACAAGAGUUUAUCAAACCAUGUCAAAUCCACUAAGCAAACUCUCUGUACUCAACAGUUCCCAUACACACUUCAUCCUCGCCGACAACGGCACCCUUGGCAAAUAUGGGGCCGAAGUGAAACUGAGGCGCCAGCUGGAGAAACACAUCUCACUCCAGAAAAUCAACACCCGACUAGGGCAGGGUGUCCCUGUGGUCGGACUGAUAGUCGAAGGCGGUCCCAACGUGAUAUCCAUCGUUUUGGAAUGCCUGCGUGAGGAACCGCCUCUUCCUGUGGUGAUCUGCGAUGGCAGUGGACGAGCAUCAGACAUCUUAUCAUUUGCACACAAGUACUCGGAAGAAGGAGGCAUCAUCAGUGAGUCUCUGAGGGACCAGCUCCUAGUCACCAUUCAGAAAACCUUUAGCUAUAGCCGAAAUCAAGCACAUCAGCUGUUUGUUAUCCUCAUGGAAUGUAUGAAAAAGAAAGAACUUAUCACUGUAUUCCGCAUGGGUUCCGAGGGACAACAAGAUAUUGAGAUGUCUAUCUUAACAGCUCUGCUUAAAGGUACCAAUGCGUCUGCACCGGACCAGCUGAGUUUAGCCUUAGCCUGGAACCGAGUGGAUAUUGCACGGAGUCAAAUCUUUGUCUUUGGACACCACUGGCCGCCAUUGGGGAGCCUUGCAGCUACGGAUGGGACAGGCCCAGAGAGGGAGAAGAAAUCUCCAGCGCCUCAAGCCAAAGCAGCAAGAGCAAAAGGCAAAGGCAAAAAGAAAGGUGGGAAGCAGAAGGAGGAGCCAGAAGAAGAAACAGACCCCAGGAAAAUUGAAAUGCUAAACUGGGUAAAUUCCCUGGAGCAAGCAAUGUUGGAUGCCCUGGUAUUGGAUCGUGUCGACUUUGUGAAGCUUCUGAUUGAAAAUGGAGUCAGCAUGCAGCGUUUCCUGACCAUCCCCCGACUGGAAGAGCUUUACAAUACUAGACUGGGCCCACCAAAUACGCUGCACUUGAUUGUCAGGGAUGUAAAAAAGGGAAAUCUGCCACCCGAUUACCACAUCAGCCUCAUCGACAUUGGCCUUGUGCUGGAAUAUCUCAUGGGAGGGGCAUAUCGCUGCAAUUAUACACGGAAGAGCUUCCGAACUCUUUAUAACAAUUUAUUUGGACCAAAGAGGCCAAAGGCUCUUAAGCUUCUAGGGAUGGAGGAUGAUGAUCCUCCAAGCAAAGGAAAGAAGAAGAAGAAGAAAAAGGAGGAAGAGAUUGACAUUGAUGUGGACGACCCAGAGGUCAGCCGCUUCCAAUUCCCCUUCCAUGAGCUCAUGGUGUGGGCGGUGCUCAUGAAGCGGCAAAAGAUGGCCCUGUUCCUUUGGCAACGAGGAGAAGAAACCAUGGCCAAAGCUCUCGUGGCAUGCAAGCUCUACAAAGCCAUGGCCCACGAGUGUUCGGAGAGCGAGCUGGUGGAUGACAUCUCUCAAGACCUGGACAACAACUCCAAGGAUUUUGGACAGCUGGCCGUGGAGCUGCUGGAUCAGUCCUAUAAGCACGAUGAACAGGUGGCCAUGAAACUCCUGACCUACGAGCUGAAAAACUGGAGCAACUCCACUUGCCUGAAACUUGCCGUGGCAGCUAAGCACAGGGACUUUAUCGCCCACACUUGCAGUCAGAUGUUACUGACAGACAUGUGGAUGGGAAGGUUGCGCAUGCGGAAAAACCCGGGGCUCAAGGUUAUAAUGGGGAUCCUCUUACCACCCACCAUCCUAUUCCUGGAGUUCCGCACCUCCGAUGACUAUUCCUACCAAACAUCAAAGGAAAAUGAAGUUGGCAAAGAAAAAGAUGAUGAGAAUGCGGAUGCAAAUGCUGAUACUGGUUCCCGAAAGGGAGAUGAAGAGGAUGGAAACAAAAAGCAGAGAAGCCUUCCCAUUGGGACCAAAAUCUAUGAAUUCUACAAUGCACCAAUUGUGAAGUUCUGGUUUUAUACGAUAUCAUACCUGGGCUACUUAAUGCUGUUCAAUUAUAUAAUCUUGGUACGGAUGGAACGGUGGCCCUGCAUCCAAGAAUGGGUGGUCAUCUCGUACAUUGUGACUCUGGCUCUGGAGAAAGUAAGAGAGAUUUUGAUGUCAGAGCCAGGUAAACUGAGUCAGAAGGUCAAAGUCUGGCUCCAGGAAUACUGGAAUAUCACCGACCUGGUCGCCAUCUCUGUGUUCAUCAUUGGGGCCAUUCUUCGCUUGCAAAACCAGCCUUACAUGGGCUACGGAAGAGUGAUCUACUGUGUGGAUAUCAUUUUCUGGUACAUCCGAGUCCUGGACAUCUUUGGUGUGAACAAGUACCUGGGACCUUAUGUCAUGAUGAUUGGAAAGAUGAUGAUUGACAUGCUGUACUUUGUGGUGAUUAUGCUGGUGGUACUGAUGAGUUUCGGAGUCGCCCGGCAAGCUAUCCUCCAUCCGGACGAGGAGCCAUCUUGGAGGCUGGCUCGCAACAUCUUCUACAUGCCUUACUGGAUGAUCUAUGGAGAGGUGUUUGCAGACCAGAUAGACCGUAAGAGCAGAAUUCAUAAAGGUUGAGCAAGAUCCGGUGUGUGGCUUCCAGACGUUUCAACAGGGCUUCGCAAGACAUGUUUCCAAUGGACUGUGGCCUCCCCAAGAAAUGUGGGUUUGUGUGACAAUACAGAGCACUAGAGGCCUUGCUUCUUCUACACACACCCAUUUAACAGUCACACAUCCAUAUUCCGUUUCCUAGCAACAGAAGCACUCAUUUGAGGAAAACCAUUUGGAUAUUUUACAGUUAAGUAAUGACUGCACAUUACUGCACAGUAAAAUGAUUAUCAGGAGAAGCCCACAAAUGUUUGUGUUUAAUUCCUCAACGUGUAAGUGACCUUUGCAUUUAUUUCCAAUAUGGUUGCUUCGAAACCUCUUGUCCCAUAUUUGAAAAAACAUGGCUGACAGAAGGCACAAAAACAUGGCUUCAGUUCAGUUUUAAUAUUGACUGUUGUGUAGAUGCAACAAAACAUUUUGAUUUUGACCCCUGCCUGGUUUUGACUAUGCUCCUGCUUCUGACCUACCUGGCUUCUUAGCCAGCCUCGUCCCCCUGGGUGUGGACCCCGACUGCACACAACCUGACUCUUGCUGAAGCCUGACAGCCUUCUAUAUGGAGACGGAUUGCAAAGCCAGCCUGAGGCGUCGGUUUCCAGAGAACAGAAGGGUUCCCAAAAUGACCAUGCCAAUCAGCCUGUGUGAUUUCAUUUGUGUUGUUUUGUGGUUCUGGUGAGGCCUGCAUCAUCCUUACAUAAUUGAAAUAGCUUGAAUAUUUACAUGAUCAUCUGCCAGCUGCCUUUUGUAAUUCUCUUUUGAUCGCCACAUAUUUGCUGCUCUACAGAAUGUUUCAGAAAGACAAAGAGAAAAGGAAAUUGGGGGCCAUUCUGGAGUCCCGACUCAGCCAUUGUUUCAAAGCAUGGAUCUUGCCUGUUAUAAUAUUUGAGGGCCUUAUCUUCCUCCGGCAGCAGAAGAGCUAUGAUGUUGUCAAUCACGUGUUUCCUUUCCUUUCCUAUUAUUCCUUUUCCUUUUCCCUUUUUUAAUUGCUUUUUUCUUUUAUUCUUUGCUUUCGAAAUGCUGUGUAGUCUAUGCCAUGGAAAUUAAUCGUAAGUCUUUGUGGGAAGAUGACAAAUUAAUUAAUUGCUUUCAUGUGUGAAUUUCCCCCCUUUGCUGGGUAUUGACCCUUCAGUUUAUUUUAAAUUGUGUUACAGCUUACAUCUAUCUCACAAAACCAAAAUAAGAAAGAGAAGGGUUUACAAUAGAGGGAAGGGAUUGCCCUUAAUAAUAAUAUUAUUAUUUUACACAGUCA